Messenger RNA from Odobenus rosmarus divergens (Pacific walrus), 2350 nucleotides. RefSeq names its product phospholipase A2, group VI (cytosolic, calcium-independent) (gene PLA2G6). The record is from RefSeq and is a predicted model, not a curated record. Gene Ontology annotation, biological process: positive regulation of ceramide biosynthetic process; cardiolipin acyl-chain remodeling. The transcript has 16 exons. Gene Ontology annotation, molecular function: protein binding. The coding region runs from base 92 to 2350 and encodes 752 amino acids. NCBI's taxonomy places the organism in Eukaryota, Metazoa, Chordata, Mammalia, Carnivora, Odobenidae. Gene Ontology annotation, cellular component: mitochondrion.
UUUGUUUGCGGAAGUAGGAGGAAGUAGAAGUGCUGAGUAAGCCGAGACUGAGGGGGCAGGCGGCGGGGCCUCUCCACCUGCCCCGCAGAAGAUGCAGUUCUUCGGCCGCCUGGUCAAUACCCUCAGUAGCGUCACCAACUUGUUCACAAACCCGUUCCGGGUGAAGGAGGUGGCUGUGGCAGACUACACCUCGAAUGGCCGAGUUCGGGAGGAAGGGCAGCUGAUUCUGUUCCAGAACAUUCCCAGUCGCACCUGGGACUGCAUCCUGGUCAACCCCAGGAACUCACAGAGUGGAUUCCGACUCUUCCAGCUAGAGACGGAGGCAGAUGCCCUCGUGAACUUCCAGCACUAUUCUUCGCAGCUGCCGCCCUUCUACGAGAGCUCCAGCCACGUCCUACACGUGGAGGUCCUGCAGCAGUUGACUGACCUCAUCCGCAACCACCCCAGCUGGUCGGUGGCCCACUUGGCGGUGGAGUUAGGGAUCCGAGAGUGUUUCCACCACAGCCGCAUCAUCAGCUGCGCCAACAACAGGGAGAAUGAGGACGGCUGCACCCCCCUGCACCUGGCCUGCCGCAAGGGUGAUGGGGAGAUCCUGGUGGAGCUGGUGCAGUACUGCCACGCCCAGAUGGACGUCACGGACAACAAUGGGGAGACAGCCUUUCAUUACGCUGUCCAGGGUGACAAUGCCCAGGUGCUGCAGCUCCUAGGGAAGAACGCAUCAGCUGGCCUGAACCAGGUGAACAACCAGGGACAGACUCCGCUGCACCUGGCCUGCCAGAUGGGGAAGCAGGAGAUGGUCCGCGUGCUGCUCCUUUGCAAUGCUCGGUGCAACAUCAUGGGGUCCGCUGGCUACCCCAUCCACACGGCCAUGAAGUUCUCCCAUAAGGGGUGUGCUGAAAUGAUCAUAAGCAUGGACAGCAACCAGAUCCACAGCAAAGACCCUCGCUACGGAGCCAGCCCCCUCCACUGGGCCAAGACCGCUGAGAUGGCCCGCAUGCUGCUGAAACGGGGCUGCGACGUGAACAGCACCAGCUGCGCAGGGAACACGGCCCUGCACGUGGCCGUGAUGCGCAACCGCUUCGACUGUGUCAUGGUGUUGCUGACCUACGGGGCCAAAGCUGACGCCCGCGGGGAGCACGGCAACACCCCGCUGCACCUGGCCAUGUCGAAAGACAAUGUGGAGAUGAUCAAGGCCCUCAUUGUGUUUGGGGCAGAGGUGGACACCCCAAAUGACUUUGGGGAGACUCCUGCUUUCAUAGCUUCCAAGAUCAGCAAACAGCUGCAGGACAUCGUGCACAUCUCCCGGUCCCGGAAGCCGGCCUUCAUCCUGAGCUCCAUGAGGGACGAGAAGCGGACCCACGACCACCUGCUCUGCCUGGACGGAGGGGGCGUGAAGGGCCUCGUCAUCAUCCAGCUCCUCAUCGCCAUCGAGAAGGCCUCAGGCGUCGCCACCAAGGAUCUCUUUGACUGGGUGGCGGGGACCAGCACCGGGGGCAUCCUGGCUCUGGCCAUUCUGCACAGCAAGUCCAUGGCCUACAUGAGGGGUGUGUACUUUCGCAUGAAGGAUGAGGUGUUCCGGGGCUCACGGCCCUAUGAGUCAGGGCCCCUGGAGGAAUUCCUGAAGCGCGAGUUUGGGGAGCACACCAAGAUGACCGACGUCAAGAAACCCAAGGUGAUGCUGACAGGGACCCUGUCUGACCGGCAGCCUGCUGAACUCCACCUCUUCCGGAAUUAUGAUGCCCCGGAGUCUGUACGGGAGCCUCGAUUCAGCCAGAAUACUAACCUCAAGCCUCCAACUCAGCCCUCAGAGCAGCUGGUGUGGAGGGCUGCCCGCAGCAGUGGGGCAGCCCCCACCUACUUCCGGCCCAAUGGGCGCUUCCUGGAUGGUGGGCUGCUGGCCAACAAUCCCACGCUGGACGCCAUGACUGAGAUCCAUGAGUACAACCAGGACAUGAUCCGCAAGGGUCAGGGCAACAAGGUGAAGAAGCUCUCCAUUGUGGUCUCUCUGGGGACAGGGAGGUCCCCACAGGUGCCCGUGACCUGUGUGGAUGUAUUCCGUCCCAGCAACCCCUGGGAACUGGCCAAGACCGUUUUUGGGGCCAAGGAAUUGGGCAAGAUGGUGGUGGACUGUUGCACAGAUGCGGAUGGGCGGGCCGUGGACCGGGCCCGGGCCUGGUGUGAGAUGGUUGGCAUCCAGUACUUCAGAUUGAACCCCCAGCUGGGGACAGACAUCAUGCUGGACGAGGUCAGCGACACGGUGCUGGUCAAUGCCCUGUGGGAGACUGAGGUCUAUAUCCACGAGCACCGGGAACAGUUCCAGAAGCUCAUUCAGCUGCUGCUCUCACCGUGA